Wyeomyia smithii (pitcher-plant mosquito) is the source of this 1993-nucleotide messenger RNA. RefSeq names its product glutathione S-transferase C-terminal domain-containing protein homolog. The record is from RefSeq and is a predicted model, not a curated record. NCBI's taxonomy places the organism in Eukaryota, Metazoa, Arthropoda, Insecta, Diptera, Culicidae. Bases 1 to 1785 code for a protein of 594 amino acids. The transcript has 2 exons.
AUGAUUCGUUUGUAUUUGGAAUACUUCACUAAACUGGAUACCGCCGAGGAAACACUUCUAGAAGUGCCAGUUGAAAAUUACAUACUAUUAGCGCUAUGUAAAUAUUUAUAUCAGGCUGAGAUUGAGAGACAUAUUCAGAUUAAUUUUGUGCAAUGCAAAACUAAUCGUGAGAAUCAUGAGGCGAUAUUUGUGAAUGUGGGUCAGCUAGCAGUGAGAUUUUCUAACAAUGAAAACUGGCCCUGCGUUGCUACAUACUGCCAGUUGCCAACGUUAGAAAGUAAUGAUUGGAUUAUCUCAGGUUUAUGUGGAAUUUGUCGACGAAUUGCUAAAACUUACACUCAGUGCUUCAAAAAUCCCAAACAAAUUCUUGGGUUUAAAGGGAAUACACUUUUGGCACCCGCUGAAAUAUCAAUGUGGACAAAAUUUUGUGAAUUAGAUAUAGUACGAUGCAUUCGUGAGGUGCUGCUACUAAGAAAUGGUUCGUCUUGCACUUUACCGGAAGAUGUAGGUCGAUUUGAGAGUCAUCUGUCCCAACCUCUUAAAGUUCAUAACAUUUACAAGCUGAUCAAUAACAUACAAAACGUGAAAAUAUCAUCACAACAGGAAUACGACAAACUGAAUACCGAGACCGAUCGUUUUGAUUUUCAUGCCAAUCACAAAUUUGCAGAAGGAUACGAGAAGACUCUUGCUGACAUCAUUCUGUUUGUUUCUGUUAAUCUUCUGCACCGUCGGAUAUCGUUGGAUACGCUGAGUGAGAAACUUCCAAAAAUUAGUAGCUGGUAUCAGCUUGUUACCUCCGAUGAUAAUGGUGAGCUGUGUCAAAUUUGCGACAAAUUAACCUCAAAUUUACAGCAGCUACAGCCAAAUCUUGUUAAACUGGAAGUGCACCAAAUAAACGUUACUGUUCCUGUGAACUACAGUCUGUACAAAUCGGACACCAAAAAGCUUAACCUUUUGGGUGAAAGAGUGCUAACCACCAAUCAGGCAGAGGUAUUAAGCAUUUUGAACAAAAUAGCUGACCUAGAACUGAACAUAGGCAGUCAACCAAACAGUCGGAAAGAUAAUCUAUUCGACUGGGAGACAGUUCCGCUUAUUGCGAAACCAGAAGGUGGCAAACUUCCUUCAAAGCGAGUUGAACGGAAAAAACAUCAACUUGAAUGUUUAGCCAAUGAGGUAAUAGUAAUGGCUCGUCCCGGUGACAUCAUCGUGGACUUUUGUUCAGGUACUGGUCAUCUUGGAAUUUUGCUUGCAUGCCUGUUGCCCGAUUGUACCAUAUAUCUGCUAGAAAACAAGGAAGAAUCACAGCAGAUUGCAAUGGAACGCGUGCGACGCUUAGGUCUUAACAACGUCGUUUACUUCCAGUGUAACUUAAAUUAUUUUACUGCCCGUUUCGAUAUCGGUGUAUCACUGCACGCAUGUGGAGUCGCAAGCGACAUCGUGUUGGACAAAUGCCUAGAACAACGAGCCAAAUUCGUAUGUUGUCCGUGUUGCUAUGGAAAGUUGUAUGAAUCGGAUGCGAUGCAGUACCCAAGGAGCAAAUUCUUUCGCCAGUCUGACUUGUUACUCAAGGAGUAUCUUUGCAUCGCUCAUUGCGCUGACCAAACGCACGAUUUAGACAACAGCAGAACCAAUUUAGAGAAGUCACAUCAAGGUUUUUACUGCAUGGAUAUAAUUGACAAGGACAGGGCUAUGCGUGCGGAAGAAUUCGGCUACACUGUUUCACUAAAAAGACUCAAACCUGAAAAUUGUACCCCAAAAAAUAGAAUGUUAGUUGGCAUUUUCUGACAUUGUCAAUUAUUGUUUUACAAUAAAUAAAUCUUAGUUUAUUUUCUCACAAGCAACUGGAUACAAAUGUGUAUUUUGAUUAAUGCACUGGACAAAAUACUUUAAUAUAAAACGGCUUAACGCUAUAUAUUCCCGGCAAAUAGAAUUGCAUUCCUAAAAUAUGAGUGUUUUUCAAGAAUAUAUACAUUUUGCUCUAAUCUUCACCCGA